GGCAGCUUGGUUCCUGCGCGGAUGCUGGGGCUGUAGGCGCCGCGCUUUCGGCUCGUUGCCGCUCACAGGGAAGAGGACGCCGGGGCUCGCUUUCCCUCCGCUGCCUCCGCCACUGCCAUGAUUCCAGUGUCGCUGGUGGUAGUGGUGGUGGGCGGCUGGACUGCCGUCUACCUGACCGACUUGGUACUGAAGUCAUCUGUGUAUUUUAAGCAUUCUUAUGAAGACUGGCUGGAAAACAACGGAUUGAGCAUCUCCCCUUUUCACAUAAGAUGGCAAACUGCUGUUUUCAAUCGUGCCUUUUACAGUUGGGGACGGCGGAAAGCAAGGAUGCUUUACCAGUGGUUCAAUUUUGGAAUGGUGUUCGGCGUAAUUGCCAUGUUCAGCUCUUUUUUCCUCCUCGGGAAAACGCUAAUGCAGACUUUGGCACAGAUGAUGGCUGACUCUCCCUCUUCUUAUUCUUCCUCCUCAUCUUCCUCUUCCUCUUCCUCCUCUUCCUCUGCUUCUUCCUCUUCAUCAUCUUCCUCUUCCUCCUCCUCUUCCUCCUCCUCCUCACUUCACAAUGAGCAAGUGCUACAAGUUGUGGUUCCUGGUAUAAAUUUACCUGUCAACCAACUGACCUAUUUCUUCGCUGCAGUUCUCAUUAGUGGUGUUGUACAUGAAAUUGGACAUGGGAUAGCAGCUAUUAGGGAACAAGUUCGAUUUAAUGGCUUUGGGAUUUUUCUCUUCGUUAUUUAUCCUGGGGCAUUUGUUGAUCUGUUCACCACUCACUUGCAACUUAUAUCACCAGUCCAGCAGCUAAGGAUAUUCUGUGCAGGUAUCUGGCAUAAUUUUGUCCUUGCGCUCCUUGGUAUUUUAGCUCUUGUGCUCCUCCCUGUAAUUCUCUUGCCAUUUUACUACACUGGAGUCGGGGUGCUUAUCACUGAAGUUGCUGAGGACUCACCAGCCAUUGGACCCAGAGGCCUUUUUGUGGGAGACCUUGUCACCCAUCUACAGGAUUGCCCUGUUACUAAUGUACAAGAUUGGAAUGAAUGUCUAGAUACCAUCGCCUAUGAGCCCCAAAUUGGUUACUGUAUUAGUGCAUCAACUUUACAGCAGUUAAGCUUCCCAGUUAGAGCAUACAAACGGCUAGAUGGUUCGACCGAAUGCUGUAAUAAUCACAGCCUCACGGAUGUGUGCUUUUCCUACAGAAAUAACUUUAAUAAGCGUUUGCACACAUGUUUACCUGCCCGGAAAGCAGUUGAAGCCACACAAGUUUGUAGAACCAAUAAAGAUUGUAAAAAAAGUUCAAGUUUCUGUAUAAUACCUUCUUUGGAAACUCAUACUCGCUUAAUAAAAGUGAAACAUCCACCUCAAAUUGAUAUGUUGUAUGUAGGCCAUCCACUGCACCUUCACUACACAGUGAGCAUCACCAGUUUUAUCCCACGUUUCAACUUUCUAAGCAUAGAUCUGCCUGUGGUUGUGGAGACAUUUGUCAAGUACCUGAUUUCCCUCUCAGGAGCUCUAGCUAUUGUUAAUGCAGUGCCCUGCUUUGCUUUGGAUGGUCAGUGGAUUUUAAACUCUUUCCUAGAUGCUACCCUUACCUCAGUGAUUGGAGACAAUGAUAUCAAAGAUCUGAUAGGAUUUUUCAUCUUGCUCGGUGGUAGUGUACUUUUGGCUGCCAACGUGACCCUGGGACUCUGGAUGGUUACAGCACGGUAAUAUUUGCAUUCAUCUUGCAGAAUGAUACUUCAUAUGAAAUAGAAAGCAUUUCCUUAAAAUUAUAUUUUAACCAACGACUUUAAGCUCCUCCUGUAUCAGAAUAUCCAAACUCUGGGAUGGGGGAUAAACAGAAGAAAUGAAAGGCAUAGUCUCUGACUACAUCCGACUUUUAAAGACUGAACUUAACAAACUUCAGAUGCUUGUGGAACAAUUUCUAAACAAGUGAAAAUUCAUGUUAAACCAUUUUAUGUGACUACAGAUCACAUUGCAGUAGUGUAAAGGAGAACAGAAUUGGGUGGAAUUAAUCGGGGAAAACUUUUUGAAAAAGCAUCAUUAAUCCAGAUUUGAAGAAGACCAGACUCUGGCCAAGUGGAAGGCUACCUCUGUGGGUCCACAGAAGACUUGGUAGUACAGUGAGAAUGGCUACACAUGAGUACAGAUGUGGAUUUGCCAGAGCCUGGGAACUGACUCUUGAGCCCAAAAGAGCCCUGAGUAGUUCAAGGUCUUUUGAACUGGAGCUGGAGCCCUGGAAGAUCCAGGAAGUCACCUCAGGCCACUGUGAACUCUUGGUCUUCUAAGUGUCUGAGCGUGCUGUUCUUUAAUGAAAAAUAUGUUCUUCCCUCAUACACUCAAGAACAUUAACAACUGUGUACCCAACUUUUUCACUAAGUGAAGCAUUCCAUGGGGUUCACCUUUUUCUGAUCAUUGAGCCGCACUUCAGGCAAUAAAGGUUUUUAAUCAUUUUUAAGAAACUCUUUAGACUGUAUGCAAGUUUGCCUGCCUUCUUAAAUUGAAAUUAUUUAUUGAGUAUAAUGUUAAGAUUUUAUUAAUGACUUGAGGUCAUCAGUUAAACCAUACAAGUUAUUCGUUUAUCCCAGAAAAAAGGUGGUGGUUCUAUUCUUAGGUAGAUAGUGAUUCAGGAUCAAAGUCUUAGCAGAGAGCUCAGACCUGUUUAGGUAGUAGAGCUUGGGGAAUGCCAUGAAAUACUUGCAUAAUUAAUUUGAUUACAUGAACUAUGCAGUUUACUAAUGAAUAUGUCGUAUAUGUGCAGAUCAGUUUUUUAAAACAGAAAAAAACUUAAAUAGAGGAGCUCCUACCCAUUAACUUCUUUUUCUGGGUGGAAAAAAAACAACAACUGCAACAACAACAACCAACACCUCAUUUUCUUGUAGCAUUUGAACAUCUUGGUCUCUUGCUUCAUAGGGUCAGGCUUUGAGAACCACUCUUAUUAGGAUAAUGAGCAGAUCAGUCACAUUUGUAUAGAAAUGGCCUCAUCGUGUAAAAAAGGAAAUGUUGUCUGUUGUCUCUUCAGCUUGAUUGUGGGCACUUCUGGAGCAAGGACCAUGCCAUACUCAUCUUUGCAUCCCUGGCACAGUGCAUGAGACAUCAUAAAUACUUAAUAAACAUGGUUGA
This is a messenger RNA of Neomonachus schauinslandi (Hawaiian monk seal), 3111 nucleotides long. It is a transcript of the gene MBTPS2, whose product is annotated as membrane bound transcription factor peptidase, site 2. The transcript has 12 exons. Gene Ontology annotation, molecular function: metalloendopeptidase activity; protein binding. The record is from RefSeq and is a predicted model, not a curated record. Gene Ontology annotation, biological process: membrane protein intracellular domain proteolysis; regulation of response to endoplasmic reticulum stress. Lineage: Eukaryota; Metazoa; Chordata; Mammalia; Carnivora; Phocidae. The coding region runs from base 118 to 1698 and encodes 526 amino acids. Gene Ontology annotation, cellular component: membrane; cytoplasm.